This is a messenger RNA of Pleuronectes platessa (European plaice), 725 nucleotides long. It is a transcript of the gene sdhaf3, whose product is annotated as succinate dehydrogenase complex assembly factor 3. NCBI's taxonomy places the organism in Eukaryota, Metazoa, Chordata, Actinopteri, Pleuronectiformes, Pleuronectidae. The transcript is spliced from 2 exons. Gene Ontology annotation, cellular component: mitochondrion; mitochondrial intermembrane space. Bases 137 to 508 code for a protein of 123 amino acids. The record is from RefSeq and is a predicted model, not a curated record. Gene Ontology annotation, biological process: mitochondrial respiratory chain complex II assembly; succinate metabolic process.
CUCUGUAGAAGAAGCACAACUUCCGGGAUAAACAAGAACAUAUGUUAAAUAACUAUCCUUGUGUGUUAAGCAGCAAACUCAGCUGUGUCUGGCGCUGCUUCUGAGGUUAAAGUGUAUUACCCCGAGGUACUCCGUAAUGGCGGUUUCUACUCAUGUCUCUAAAGUCCGUUCGUUGUACAAGAGGAUUCUGGUCCUGCAUCGCUUCCUGCCCAUUGACCUAAGAGCCCUGGGGGACCAGUAUGUGAAGGACGAGUUCAGGAGACAUAAAGGGGCAUCACCCGAUGAGGCAAAGGGAUUCAUGGUAGAGUGGCAGCAUUACAAGGACACCAUACAGACUCAGGUACUGGAUACAGCGGGGGAGAAACUCAGCUCCGUCAAGUUUGGAUCCAACCUGUCGGAGGGGAAACUCAUUGACUUCCAGGGGGAGCAGAUUAGCCAACUGUACGAACUCAUGCUGGAGUCCACCAAACCUAACCGACAGUUUGACAUCCAGGAGGACAGUAAAUGAAGCGAAGGGGCAGAAGGUGCUGGGAUUCAGACCACUAUUAUUCCCCCUGAGUGCUUGAGAUGAAGAGUGCUACUCAAAGGCAGAGUGGAGGCUUUUAGGAAUAUUUGAUUAUAUUUAAGUGCUGUGUAAUGUCUCUGUGUUCCUGUACUUUACACUUUUACUGUGACAAUAAAAAGAGGUUACUCGUGCUCCCUGCAGGAGCAUUAAGUUGUAUUAA